UGGCAACUUAUACGGGUCUCAUACCCAUCUUUCUCGAUGCGAUUUCUACCACAUUACGUGGUAGUCCCUUUGUAAAAGGAUCUACCAAAUUUUUAUUUGUUGAAAAAUAAGUCACACUUAUAUCUCCGGAGUUUCUCAACUUUCUGACAGACUUCAAUCGUCUUUUGACAUGUCUUGAUGACUUCCCAUUAUCAUUAGAACUCAUCACUUUAGCAAUCACUGUCUGAUUGUCACAGUUCAUAAGGAUAGCUGGUAUUGGUUUCUCAACCACCGGAAAGUCCAUCAAGAGUUCACGCAACCAUUCUGCCUCAACGGUUGCUGUGUCAAGUGUAGCUAGCUCGGCUUCCAUGGUUGACCUCGUCAAGAUGGUCUGCUUGCAUGACCUCCAUGAUACCGCACCUCCACCAAUAGUAAAGACAUAACCACUGGUAGCAUAAAGCUCAUCUGCAUCAGAUAUCUAGUUCGAAUCACUAUAUCCUUCAAGUACUGCAUGCUGACCAGAAUAGUGAAUUCCAUAGCUCAUUGUACCUUGCAAGUAGUGCAUAACCCGGUCAAGUGCAUGCCAAUGAUCAGUCCUAGGGUUUGACAUGAACCUACUCAAUUUGCUCACAGCAAACGAAAUAUCGGACCUUGUUGCACCAGCAAGAUACAUGAGUGAACCAAUGAUCUGAGAAUAUCUCCAUUGGUCUAAACCAAUUCUCUUGUUCUUUCGCAGUGUCACACUGGGAUCAUAAGGUGUUGGAGAAGGUUUGCAAUCAGAGAAGCCAAAUCGCUUCAAAACCUUUUCAACAUAGUGAGAUUGCGAGAGAGUAAUCCCACCAUCUGCCUUAAUCAGCUUGAUGUUUAGAAUCACAUCAGCUUCCCCCAGAUCUUUCAUAUCAAAACUCUUUGAUAGAAAAUACUUGACUUCAUUGAUCACAUCAAUGUUUGUGCCAAAUAUCAAUAUAUCAUCAACAUAUAAGCACAAUAUAAUACCUUCACCCCCACCACAGCGAUAAUAUACACACCUGUCUGCCUCAUUAAUGGCAAAGCCUGUAGACGUUAGAAUCGUGUCAAACUUCUCAUGCCAUUGCUUUGGUGCUUGCUUCAGACCAUACAAAGAUUUCAAUAACUUGCACACCUUGCUUUCUUGACCCUUUACUACAAAUCCAUCAAGCUAUUCCAUAUAGAUUUCCUCGUACAGCUCUCCAUUAAGAAAAGUUGUCUUUACAUCCAUCUGAUGGACAAGAAGACCAUACGAGGCAGCAAAGGAAAGUAGUACUCGAAUAGUAGUCAUUCUAGCAACAAGUGAGUAAGUAUCAAAGAAGUCUUCUCCUUCUUUCUGAGUAUAGCCUUUAACCACAAGCCUAGCCUUGUACUUCUCAAUUGUACCAUCAGGCUUGAGCUUCUUUUUAAACACCCACUUACAACCCACAUGUUUACAUCCAUAGGGUCGAUCAGUGACUUCCCACGUACCAUUUGAAAGAAUGGAGUCCAUCUCAUUAUGAACUGCUUCUUUCCAAUCAUCUAUAUCUAGAGAUGCAAAUGCUUCUGCAAUGGUAGUAGGAGUAUCGUCCACAAGGUACACAAUGAAAUCAUCACCAAAGGAUUUUUCAACCCUUUGUCUCUUGUUCCUUUUAGGAGCAUCAUUGUCAUCCUCUUCUAGGACAAUUUCAUGUGGCUGUUCAGAACUCUCAACAGGUGUAUUAUGUUCAGGAGUUAUCUCAGAAGAGUAUCUAGAAUUGCUAUGAAUGUCUUUCAUUGGAAAUAUGUGUUCAAAGAAAGUAGCAUCACGUUAUUCCAUAAUAAGUAUCAACAUACACAUCAGGAAUUUAAGAUUUAACUACUAAAAGUCUAUAUGCUAUGCUACACGAAGCAUAUCCAAGAAAGACACAAUCCACUGUCCUUGGUCCAAGAUUGCACUUUUUAUUAAUUGGUAUAUUAACUUUCGCCAUGCACCCCCACGUGCGCAAGUAUGAAAGUGAUGGUUUUCUCCCAACCCACUUCUCAUAAGGGGUUUUAUCUUCUUUGCCCAUAGGAAUUCUAUUCAAAACAUGACAAAAAGUCAGGACUGCCUCCCCCACCAUGCCUUAGAUAAACCACAAGUGUCUAACAUGGCAUUCACCAGGUCAGUCAACGUACGGUUUUUUCUUUCAGCAAUCCCGUUUUAUUCGGGUGAAUAGGGAGGCGUCCUCUCAUGAAUAAUGUCAUGUUCUGCACAGAAAUCAUCAAAGCCUUUGGGAAAGAAUUUGCCACCACGAUCUGAUCUAAGACGUUUGAUCUUUCUCUCUAGUUGAUUUUCAUCUUCAGCCUUAUAGAUUUUAAAGUAGUCUAAAGCCUCAUCUUUAGUUUUUAGCAAGUAUACAUAGCAAAAUCUAGACGCCGUUGUUGUUGCUGCUGAUUUUGGAGACAUCGUUUUCAACCAGUUUUUGGACAAAGUUUGUCGGUUGAGACAGGUGGUUGUAGAUGGUGUACCACAUGGUGUUGAAGUGACGUUAGGCAUGGCACUUGCAGCAUUCCGAGCAGCACGUGGUGUUGCAGUUAAGCAUGAAGCGAAACUGUUUCUGGACUGGCAUUUGGCAAAUCUGGUGUAUGCUGUUGCUGCCUCCCUUACUGAUCUCUCCAUGGCCUUAUGGGAUCUGUAUGAUCCAUACGAAGUGAGCAGAGACCACUGCUAUGUUCCUGAGGGCAGUUCUCAUUUUGUUCGUGCAUUUACUAAUGGAAUCUUGAUAGUCUACGAGCAGAACGUACCAAGGAAACAAUAUGGAGGUGAUGAGUUGAGGGUGCACGGUGAUAAGAUGGCAUUCCAUGAUGAUAUGGUCCUAUGUACGGUCCCUCUUGGCAUGCUUCUUCUUUGGAUAACUAGACCUUGGGAUUCAGGCAUUUUGUCUGCAUUGCAUGUCAGUGUUGCUUGGGGACAAGCAACGCUUUGACGGGACGGUAAUGUAACAUCCGGCCAAUGUUAGAGAUCGCACAUACAAGUACUAGUGAGUACGUAUUUGAAUUUGUAAUGGUGGUGGGCCGUACCGGGCCGUAGUGGGCUAUACCCAUGCCAUUAGUAUAAGUAUGUUGUAAGACUUGAGGAAGGGGCAUCCAAGAAAUAAAACCAAAACGAAUCAACCUUCCGGUUGUUAUCGUAUUCCGGCGAUCACCUGAGAUUGCUCAUCUGCUCACGUCGGUGACGCCGCGCCGGCCAAGGGCCGUGACAGGGGACGGUGGCGGCCACGGUCCUGGAGCGACUCGGUGACGGGAUCUGGAAGUUGGCACAGAGGAGCGAGGAAAGGCCGAGCCCGAGAAGCAUCGUCGAGGACACGACUGGCAUGUGGUGGUCUUUUUGGUCGGCGGCGUCGUGGGCAGCUGGUUGUUGCCGUCGAAGCUCGGAAGAUGCCUCGAUUCGUCGAAAGGUUCAUCAGCUUGUUCCCAUUUCUUUUCAGCAUGCAUAGAUCUGUGACAUAGUUUGUUUCGGUUGCUUGAAUCCAAUGGCUAUGCUGCUGCCAUGAAUAUUUAGGAGUCCCUGGUUUAGGAUUUGUUGUCUAAAUCUGACAAACUGUAUUCCUGUUUAUCCACCAGCGAUGGCCUUCAAACAAGUUGUAAAUAUAAAUUUGGGUUACAAAUUUGUCACUGAACUUAAAGAUUUGACAUGAUUGUAGGCGACUUUACAAGCAACACAUACUUUUGUAGAUUACAAUCGCUUGUGAAAUGCACAGAACAUUUUCAGGCUCAUGCACAUGAAGGUAGAAAGGUGCUCCUUUCUUGAAAUAACCAGGUCUAGUUGAUGACAUUCUUCUUUGGAUAACUGUUUUUUGCACAAGCUCCUUGUAUCUUUUGCAUAUCAUGGGAGUGUAUGGUCAGUUGUCUUUGUUCAUAAUCUGUUUCAGAGUUGAAAUCUAUGUCAGACUAAUAUUUUUCAGUUAGAUGCAGUUUAUUCCAGAGUAUCAUAGGAAACGAUGGAUAUGCAAUUGUUGUUUUUUUAGUUUGUUUCAGGUCAUUUCAGUUAGUUUUUUGUAGACUGCUUGAGAUUUUCUUAGUGGUAUAUUGUUUCUGUUGUUAGAUGUGUUGUUCCUCUGAUUUUUGUAACUAGAUUUUACAUUAUUUUACAGAAUUUUAGAAUUCUUUAGUGGUUACUUCUAUUUUAUUUUCAGGUUGCAAAGUGGACAUCCCCUAUUUCUAUAGUUUCAUGUUUCAUGCAUAUGAUGGUCAGACUUGUGUCCAAUAUAUUUUGCAAACCUGAAAUGUCAACUACAUUUUGGAGACAUCCGUCAAGAAUAGUAGAGCAUCCUGUUAGGUGUCUUCAGAAACUGGAAUGACACACUGCCCAUAGUUGUAGGAUACUUGGGGCUUGUGGUAGUAAUGGCAACUUUUAGAUGACUUAUUUUUUUUCAUACGAUGUCUAAAUACUUGCAGACACACUGUCCAUUGUUUGAGGUUUUAGAGAUGUUAGCAAAACAGUUUUUUCCUCAAUGAGUUGGGCUCUGUUUCGGACUCCUACUGUUCUGUUACCUCAAGUCUGUUAUGUGCUAGUUGUUUAAGUGCCUUUACUGAAUGUCGAGUUUAACUGCCUGAAAUCCUGCAGUUUCUAAAGAAAUUAGAAAACUGACCCCAUGCAUACUUUAGAAACUGUUGCAAAAAGUACAUAAAAGUAUAAAAUACACUUGCGAAACUGUUGUCCAAGCACUGUUGCAAAAAGUACAUAAAAGUUGCCUUGCGAAUUGCGAUCCAUGAGAUAUCGUUCGUUUCUUUCUUCAUCCUUCUGCAUUGUACUGAUUCAUUCUUGCCACAGAGAUUCUUCACCUUUUUCAAUGUUCUUAUAUCAAACAAAACCUAUAUGUACCCAUCCCUCUUCCCCACCGACACUCCAUCUCUCCCUGCAUCCACACUCCAUCCCUUGUCUCUCCCCACGUUUCUUCCCUCUGGCUCAUGGAGUCAUGGACACUUUAUCCUCAGACCUCAGCUGAGGCAGCUUCAGGCUUCAGCAGGUCUGCAGGUGUAUAUAUAUUCCUCUGCUCCGGGACUGGUGCACAGCAAAGCGUCUUCCAUUUCUCAGAAGAGUGUGUGACAACAGCGGCAACCGACAGACAUGUCUUCGCCGACAUCGCCUUGGUUUGCGGAUCUCUUCACAGAUGACAGGGUGAGGACCCUAUCGCACCAGGUCUCCACACUUGGGGACAGGGUGUGGGAACUGGAGCACAAAAUUACCCAGCUGAUGGGCGAGAAGGCCAAGCUGGAGAAGCAACUGGAGGAGGCAAAGGCGAUCUCAAGCCACAAGGAAGAGGUGGGGAGAAGCUUGAAGGCUGAAAAUGAUAAGCUUCAGUCGGAGGUUUUGGUUGCGGAGGAAAAGUGUAGCAAGUCUGCAGCGGAGGUUGAGAGGCUGACGAAGGAAUUAGGCGCGCUGGCGGAGGCAAAGGAGGCAGCUGCCAAGGAAUUCAACGACGAGAGAGAGAAAAUCACGCUAGAAUCGGAGGAUCUCAAGAUGAGGCUGGAGGAAAUGCUGGCCAUCAAGGAUUUGACAGAGAGCGAGAAUGACAAGCUUCGGUCCGAGGCUUUGAUCGCAGCUGAAAAGCAAAACAUGUCUGAAGCAGAGAUUGAGAGGCUCAAGAAGGAACUGAGUGGGUUGUUGGAGGCGAAGGAGGCGGCUGCCAAGGCUUUCGACGUACAAAAAGCAGAAAUCACCAAUGAAUUAGAGGAACUACAGAGGAAGCUGAAGGAAAUCGAAGCUAAUAAGGAUUUAGUGGAGGGAGAAAACAGUAAGCUUCAGUCUGAGAUUCUCACAGCACAGGAGAAAUAUAGACAGUCUGAAGCAGAGGUUAAGUGCAUUAAACAAGUAGUGUGUUCAGUGGUGGAGGCGAAGGAGGCAGCUGCAAGGGCAUCUGAAGCUGAGAAGGCAGAAAUCAUGGAGGAAAUGGACAACCUUAAGAGGACAAUCGAGGAGAUCAAGGCCAACAGGGAUUUGGUAGAGAGUCAGAACCAGGAGCUUCGGUCAAAGAUUUCGAGUGCAGAGCAAGAGCGUAGCCUAUUUGAAGGAGAGAUUAAGAGCGUCAGGAUGGAAUUGGGGGCAGUAGAGGAGGCCAAGCAGAUCCUUACGAGGGAGUUCGAUGCUGAGAAGGCAGAGAUCCUGAAGGAACUGGAUGACCUUGAGAAGAAGCUAGAGGAAUUGCAGACCAACAAGGGUUUGCUGGAGGCUGAAAACGACAAGCUUCAGCUGGAGGUUUUGACCGCACAGCACAAACAAAGCAUGUCCGAAGCAGAGGCUGAGAGCCUUAAGAUGGAACUGGGAGCAUUGGUGGAGGCAAAGGAGGCGGCUACAAAAGCAUUUGGUGCCGAGAAAGCAAAGACCACGAAGGAACUGGAGGAUCUUAAGAGGAAGGUGGAGGAAAUCCAAACCAAGAAGGAUCUGGUGGAGGGCGAAAAGGAUAAGCUCCGUUUGGAGAUUUUAAUAGCGGAGCAGAGGCAUGCCAUGGCUGAAUUAGAGGUUAAGCGCCUCAAGAUGGACUUGGCUGCAUCGGCAGAGGCGAGGGAGACAGUUGUGAGGUCAUGUGACGCUGAGAAGGCCAAGUUCAUGGCAGAAAUAGAGAACCUCAGGAGGAAGAUAGAGGAAAUCCACGCCAGCAAGGAAGCGGCCGAGAAAGCAGCGCGCAACAAAGAUGCAGAGGCUGACAGGCUGAAGGAUGAGCUGGCGAGGAUCCGGCUCUCUGUGUCACAGCUGCAAGCGUCCUGCGACGAACUUGAUGCCAAGCAGUCGCGCCUGAACGACGAGAAGAACUCUGUCCAGAAAGCACUAGUGUCCGAGAAGGUCGAAGGUAACAAGCUCAAGUUAAAAAUCGAGGAACUCGAGAAUCACAUUGCUGGCAAGGACGGUGAGAAAGGGAAACUGAAGGCGGCGUUGGAGGAAAAGAUGACUGAGAUCAAUGCUCUCAGCAAAGACAACGCGAUGCUACAUCGCACAAUUCUCGAGGCGCAAGAGAAGAAUAAAGGUAGCAUUUUAUCGUUCUUGUCACCGUGCGGCUCCAAGUAACUUGGUUGUAAUGUGUUGCAUUACUAAUGCAAUGGUGAAGGUACCAUGCAAUGAAAUAAAAAUUUCAGUUUGCUCUGUGACA
Zea mays is the source of this 7073-nucleotide messenger RNA. RefSeq names its product chromosome segregation ATPase. Bases 5057 to 6991 code for a protein of 644 amino acids. NCBI's taxonomy places the organism in Eukaryota, Viridiplantae, Streptophyta, Magnoliopsida, Poales, Poaceae. The record is from RefSeq and is a predicted model, not a curated record. The transcript is spliced from 2 exons.